AUGAUCAUGUUUGCCUCCCGCAGUAUUCGACCUCGCCAAUUUCUCCCCACGCAGCUUAGACGGCUAUUUAUCCAAACACAGUUAACGCCAAAUGAAAACGCACUCAAGUUUGUGCCCUCAGAGUUCAAGUUCCUGCCCUCCUCCACCACCCCCACGCUAGAGGUGAGUAAUGUGAAGGACGCUCUUAACAAGUCAGAGCUGGCAUUUAAGCUGUUCAGUGCAAACGACAAGUCUAUAGAGUCGAUUCUGUUUGGAUACAACUUCAUCACCGUGGUGAAGGGCGAGCAACACAAUUGGUCUUUACUCAAACCCGAAAUAUUUUCGAUACUGACAGAGCACCUCAACUCUGGCCAGGCGGUUAUUAAUCAGGACUACAUGGAGAUUCUCCGUCAACAAACGGAGGAGGCUGACGAAGCUGACGAAUACGAAGACGAAGACGAGGUGAUCGCACUCAUAACAGAGCUGCUAACUACAAGAAUACAGCCAGCCAUCCAGGAAGAUGGAGGAGAUAUCAAGUUUGUCAAGUUUGACGAAGACACAGGAACAGUUCAUUUGAAACUUAUUGGAGCAUGCAAAAGCUGCUCGUCGAGUGAAAUCACUCUCAAAAACGGUAUAGAAGAGAUGCUCAAGUUUUACAUUGACGAAGUCAAACAUGUUCAACAGAUCGCAGACGAGGAAGACCAACCGGAGUCCAUAAUCAAUGACUACCGGCCAAUAAAGAAAGAGCAGUCGUCCAGUUUAUGA
This is a messenger RNA of Ogataea philodendri, 744 nucleotides long. RefSeq lists its product as uncharacterized. Bases 1 to 744 code for a protein of 247 amino acids. Gene Ontology annotation, biological process: iron-sulfur cluster assembly. Gene Ontology annotation, molecular function: iron-sulfur cluster binding; iron ion binding. The transcript has a single exon. The record is from RefSeq and is a predicted model, not a curated record. NCBI's taxonomy places the organism in Eukaryota, Fungi, Ascomycota, Pichiomycetes, Pichiales, Pichiaceae. Gene Ontology annotation, cellular component: mitochondrion.